Larimichthys crocea (large yellow croaker) is the source of this 3318-nucleotide messenger RNA. RefSeq names its product ddb1 and cul4 associated factor 5 (gene dcaf5). The coding region runs from base 307 to 2655 and encodes 782 amino acids. Lineage: Eukaryota; Metazoa; Chordata; Actinopteri; Sciaenidae. Gene Ontology annotation, cellular component: Cul4-RING E3 ubiquitin ligase complex; cytoplasm. Gene Ontology annotation, biological process: negative regulation of fatty acid biosynthetic process. The transcript has 9 exons. The record is from RefSeq and is a predicted model, not a curated record. Gene Ontology annotation, molecular function: protein binding.
GCAGUCAGAGGUUGUGGUUGGUGGAGUCCCGGCCGGUGAUGCUGAGUGACAGACAGGGGGGGGAGAUCCUCCACCGGAGCAGGAAGCUGCUGCUGGGACGAGAAGACAGACAGGAGGAGGAGGAGGAGGAGGAGGAGGAGGUACAAAAACAACGUCGACAUCAGCACAGGCAGCCAGCGGGGUAUCCACCAUAAUGUAGACCCAAACCAGGAGCACAGCUCACAUCUGACCGAGGAUCAGCGCACCACGCACGGCAGAGGUCGCGGUGCGGACUAACGCGUGUUACUAACGAGCUGCGUGGAGGACAUGAAGGAGCUGAAGGGCUGCGGGAUGCGGUCCUCGGUGGGCUUUCUGUCCCGCAGGGAGCUGACCGGGCAGCCGCUGAUGAAGGAGGAGUUCCAGCGGCGCAGGCUGGCCGGCUGCACCAGCCUCUACAAGAAGGACAUGCUCGGACACUUCGGCUGUGUCAACGCCAUCGAGUUCUCCAACAACGGCGGGGAGUGGCUGGUGUCCGGAGGAGAUGACCGCCGGGUGCUCCUGUGGCACAUGGAGAAGGCCAUCCACGCCCGGUCCAAGCCCGUGAAACUGAAGGGAGAGCACCUGUCCAACAUCUUCUGCCUGGCCUUCGACAGCACCAACAAAAAGGUCUUCUCUGGUGGAAACGACGAGCAGGUGAUUCUUCACGACGUGGAGAGACGGGAAACUCUGAACGUCUUCCUGCACAUCGACGCCGUGUACAGUCUGUCCGUCAGCCCGGUCAACGACAACGUGUUCGCCAGCUCGUCCGACGACGGACGCGUCCUCAUCUGGGACACCCGAGAGCCGCCCAGCGCGGAGCCGUUCUGCCUGGCCAGCUACCCGUCGGCCUUCCACAGCGUGAUGUUUAACCCCGUGGAGCCCAGGCUGAUCGCCACGGCCAACUCCAAGGAGGGAGUCGGAUUAUGGGACAUCCGCAAGCCGCGCAGCUCGUUGCUGCGUUACGGAGGCAGCAUGUCCCUGCAGAGCGCCAUGAGCGUCCGCUUCAACAGCACCGGCACCCAGCUGCUGGCCCUGCGGCGCCGCCUGCCGCCCGUCCUCUACGAGCUGCACUCGCGCCUGCCGAGCUUCCAGUUCGACAACCAGGGCUACUUCAACUCGUGCACCAUGAAGAGCUGCUGCUUCGCCGGGGACAAAGAUCAGUACAUCUUGUCUGGCUCAGAUGACUUCAACCUCUACAUGUGGAAAAUCCCGAAGGACCCAGAAGCAGGAGGCCCCGGCCGCGUGGUGAACGGGGCUUUCAUGGUGCUGAAGGGUCACCGCUCCAUCGUGAACCAGGUCCGCUUCAACCCUCACACCUACAUGAUCUGCUCCUCGGGCGUGGAGAAAGUCAUCAAGGUGUGGAGCCCCUACCAGCAGCCCGACAGUCUCGGUGACCUGGACGGCCGCGUGGAGGACAAGUCCCGCAGCCUCUACACCCACGAGGAGUACAUCAGCCUCGUGCUCAACAGCGGCAGCGGCCUGUCCCACGACUACGUCAGCCAGUCCAUCCAGGAGGACCCGCGCAUGAUGGCUUUCUUCGACUCGCUGGUGCGUCGAGAGAUCGAGGGCUGGAGCUCCGACUCUGACAGCGACCUGAGCGAGGAGGCCAUCAUGCAGCUCCACGCCCGAGGACGCCGCACCACACGGGCCACACCGCCGGCUCCCGUCGCCGUCGCGGCAGCCGCUCACCAGAGCGACUCCGACAACUCGUCCUCCUCCUCUCUGGCCGGACCCAACGCCUCAGGAGGGGAAGAGCAAGCCGGAGCGGAGGUGGAGGGUCGGCCGAGGAGACGGAGCAGGCAUCCGCAGCAUCAGUCCGGCUUCCUCGUCAACGAGGACUCAGACUCGAGUGAGUUCUGGCUCGACCCCAUGCCCCGACCUCGCUCCCCAAGCCCCAGGGACAACUCCACGCUGUCCAGCCCCACCUCCUCGCCUUCGCUUCCUGCCGGCGCCUCCAGCUCCUCCACAUCCACCUCCAGCUCCAGCAGCGACGACGAGGAGCGGCGUAGCGCGGUGAGGCGGCGCAACGUCAUGAGGCGACGGCGCAUGCACGUGGUCUCCAGAGCUGGAGAUCGUCCCGAGUCCGUGCAGGCGCUGUUCUCAGCCAUCGACUCGUGCAGUUACCCGUCGAUAUCCAUCGACGACCUGUCUUCCUCCUCGUCAGGCGUGGAACAAAACUCUCUCCAAAUCAAGCCGCACACGGGCGGCGCCAGAGAUAAAGAAGAAUGUCUGAGCCCUUCUGACUUUGUGUGUCUGAGUCCAGUAAUGUCUCCCGAGAGCCAAGAGAACGAGGAGGGGAGCGACAGGACUGAGCUGGAAAGACACAGGACUGGAGAAAGGGACGCGUCAGAGCCGCCGUUAGACAGCUCCGAUAGCGGGGAGGCUUGUAGCAGCUCGGGGGCUUUAGACAGUAACUCCCAGAGCCGGCACAGCCGAGGGGUGAACGGGCGGCACCGGACUCCGGCGCCGUACGAGAGCGAGAACCUCCCCGUCUCCUCGGAAUCAGAGGAAGAGACUGGAGACACGAGGCCGCAGAGGGAAAAAGGCCCGGCACAGAGCGCUCUGAAACGGACUCACGUGGGAUCGGAGGAAGGCGAGUCAGCCUCCUCGCCCUCGGAAAAGAAGUUAAGAACAUAGUGACACCUCUUUCUCAUCGCGGGAAAGAAAUCCUUUGUUAACAGACUUGAUUUAGGAAGUGGGUUUUUUCUACGGCUUUUUACAACUCGGCUUUUUCAUUUGGCGUCUCGUAGUCGUGUGAACUCUGAUCAGAAGACGUUGAGGGACUUUAAAAAGUUUUUUCUGAAUUCGGGACAGCGUCAUCAUUCUUCAGGUCAAACCGUGAAUGACAUUAAAAAGACGGAGAACAUGAAACACGUUAAAUAUUGUCGAUAAUCGUACUUUAAGUCGGUGUUUCUUUCUCAUGCUCUCUCUGGUUGUUGCAUUUGGAUUUGGAGCUCCUUCAGCCACAACAACAACAACAACAAAAAAAAGGUCUUACGGAGGACAAAAGCUUUGCAGCGGUUUAAUUUCUCCAGUUUUACGCUGAGCGUAAAUCUGCUUUUCAUUUUAAAGUGAUUCUCUGCAGCUCUGAAGGUUUGACUGUGCUUCCAUAGAAUCUCGACGAGCACCGUUUGUUAAAUCUGUGAAUUGAAAUGAUGCUUUCAGUGUCUCUGCAGUUGUUUUUUUGUUUUUUUUGUCUCAUUAUCCAGCCCCUGGGUAUCAUUACAAGCCGGCGCUCGCUUCUCUCUCUUUUUUUGUUUUCCUGCAAUUAAAGAAUAAUUUGUUCUCCAGUGACGAUGA